CUGUAAACAAACGUGACAGAUGUGCGGGUUCACGUUUUAGUUGAAAUCUCCCGGUGCCGAUUGCUUAAAAAAUGGAUAAAAGCCACCUUAGAAAAGAGAUAAACAAGCUUCAUUCGCUUGUUAAGGGAAUGCGUACCCGUAUCAUCCGUAAGCUCAUACGCGACAAGAAAGUUUGGGCCUCUAAAGCAACGUCGAACAGUUCGAAUAAGGGUGCCAAACGGAAAGCAGAAACUUCCGAGGCCAUAGUUAACCAUAUAAAAACGAUUUCUCCUUGGGUGCUUGUCGAAGCAGUGUUACAAUAUCACCCGUUAAAGAAUGGCGAAUCGUUGGAAUCAGCACCAAUGGAGCAACGCUGCAUGGCCAGAUGUCUGCAAGAUACGAAACUUGAUUGUUAUCUAAAAUCCCUCGAAAGCCAGUUGGGUGCUAAUGCAAAUGCAACGCUUCUUGAUGCGCUUCAAAAAAAGGGAACUAUCAAAUCAUCAGUAACUAAAAUACAGCAAAAGGAACGAAAGAAGAAACUGCUGCAAAAAAAGAAAGAAAAUCGAUUAGAGCAAAGGAAACUUAUUAAAUCAUUAAAGGAAAAGGCCAAAGCAGCAAAACAAUCAGCAACCGAUAAACCGGAUUCAUCGCACGGAACCGAUGAUGAGGAGAACCAAACGACGGUAGUAUGUGAUUCCUAUGAGUCCGACAAUAAUUCGGAAGAAUUUGACAAGCAACGGGUCGAAUCUGAUGAAUCAGAUGCCGGCAAGGAAUCGGACCAGGAAGAAAAGCUGAGCAUAUCCGUGAGUGAAGACGAGAAUUCUUCUAGCGAUGAAACAACAAGCGAUCGUGCCAUAGAAGAAUCACAGGUUAAAAGUAAUGGUGAAGCAAAACAGAAAGUUACUCCGCGGGUAAGUAAACCUUCCAUCAGCAGGCCGAAACAAUCGGUUAUACAAAACUUAACAAGUCCCAACAAAAAGAAGGAACUGAAUUAUAAAGCUCCUGAGGAAGAAGAUGAGCAGGAUGGAUAUGAGAUGGUAACGGAUAGCUUCUUCGUUACGAACACGGGCGAACAGUAUGUGGCGGUAGCGCCAAAGCUCAAACCACAGGCUGAUGACGAUGUUGGAAGUGAUGAUGGUAAGGAAAGCUGGAAGAUAAUGAACAAAAGAAAACGAAGAGAGAAACAGUAUGAAGAGACUGAUCAUACCGAAGAAUUUGCCACAGAUUUGAACCAAGCGAAACGACAAAAAGGGAAUAAUUUUACGAAAGUAAAAAUCAAUACUAAUGAGAAGACGUCCGCAAAAACUCAGAAUUUGCAUCCAUCGUGGGCUGCAAAACAAGCACAGAAAGGUAUCAAACCUUUCGAAGGAAAAAAAGUUGUGUUCGACGCUGAAGAUGGUGGCGAAAGCACUGCAACUUAUGCCCAGCCAGCUCCGGUCCAAUUCAAAACAAAAAAAGAAGAUCUUCAUCCAUCAUGGGCUGCAAAACAAGCACAGAAAGGUAUCAAACCUUUCGAAGGAAAAAAAGUUGUGUUUGACGAUGAAGACGGUGGUGUAAGCUCUUCAACUUAUGCCCAGACAGCUCCAGCCCAAUUCAAAACAAAAAAUGAUAAUCUUCAUCCAUCAUGGGCUGCAAAACAAGCACAGAAAGGUAUCAAACCUUUUACUGGGAAGAAGAUAGUUUUCGACGGUAACAAUACUAACAGUGUUGAUAACACUAAUUCUAAGAAAUCCUUCGAUCGAACGAGCGAUCUUCAUCCAUCAUGGGCCGCCAAGCAAGCGCAAAGUGGAAUUAAAGUUUUCACCGGUAAAAAGAUGGUAUUUAACGAUGAAGCUGGAAAUGAUGGAGAUAAUGCAAGUAGCGUUACCACAAGAAUACUGCCAAAAAUCCAAGACCUAAAGAAUGAUCUUCAUCCGUCAUGGGCAGCAAAACAAGCGCGAAAUGGUAUCAAACCAUUUGUCGGGAAAAAGAUCGCUUUUAACACUGAUGAUACUCGGAAACGCGACAAAAUAGGUGCCAUAAAACUAUCUUCGGUGCCAUCGAAAGCACUGAAAAACACCGAUUUGCAUCCCUCUUGGGCAGCAAAACAGGCACAGAAAGCUAUUCUUCCCUUUGCUGGUAAAAAGAUUACUUUCGACAAUGAAAAUAAGGCAGAAAAAUCAACAACCGAAGCGAGAUUCUCUACCGGAUCUGCACAGGCAGCUUCGAAACAUUACGGUAACGUUGGCCCCAAAUCACAACCAAACAACGCUGCCUCUCUCCAUCCAUCCUGGGCAGCGAAACAAGCACAAAGUGGAAUCAAACCAUUUGCGGGCACGAAAAUAAGUUUUGAUGACUAAUAAAUACACGCAACCCGUCGCGUAUAUGGGA
This is a messenger RNA of Anopheles moucheti, 2349 nucleotides long. RefSeq lists its product as uncharacterized. The coding region runs from base 72 to 2318 and encodes 748 amino acids. Gene Ontology annotation, biological process: maturation of SSU-rRNA. The record is from RefSeq and is a predicted model, not a curated record. The transcript is spliced from 3 exons. Gene Ontology annotation, cellular component: 90S preribosome; nucleus. NCBI's taxonomy places the organism in Eukaryota, Metazoa, Arthropoda, Insecta, Diptera, Culicidae.